CAAAUCUGGCCAGACCAGGGACGAGGGACUGUCCUCGAGGUUUACACUGUCCUGCGCCGAGGACAUCUAACAGUCAUUGACGAUCCUACUUCUCAGCUGGACCCUCCCUGACCAUACUCCGAUCACCUUGGUCACAUCAGUCAUACAUGUCGUGGCCGACAAGUGCAGGGCUUGUGUAGCUCUGAAGAGCAUCAUCCCCCAACAUAUCAAUCUAGCCCAGCAUGAACUCGUUCGAGAAGCAGGGCCUAGAUGAGGAUGCGUUUGGUGAUAAAGGCAUCUCCAGCCUCAGGACAUUUGAUGCCUUCCCCAAAACCAAGGCCAGCUACACAUCAGCGACCGCCCGCGGCGGACAGUGGACGCUUGCCAUCAUCAUCCUCUGCACAUGCCUGACCUUUACCGAAUUAAUGACAUGGUGGGCAGGCACCGAGUCUCACCAUUUCAGCGUCGAACGGGGUGUGGGCCAUGAACUUCAACUCAAUCUCGACCUAGUGGUUGCGAUGCCAUGCCACGACCUUCACGUCAACGUACAAGACGCUGCCAUGGAUCGCAUCAUGGCCGGGGACCUAUUGACCAAAGAAGACACCAAUUUCGCCAUUUGGGCCGACCCCAAGAAAUCACGCAUUAAUCUACGCAAGCAAAAAGGCAAGAAAUCAUACCAUGGCCUCCACGCAGGCGACCGCGAACGGCAACAGGCCGAAGAGGAAGACUCACACGUCACCCACGUCCUCGGACACAUGCGCGAGAACAAAGGCAAAAAAUUCGCCAAAUCCCCCCGCAUCCCACGCCAGAUGCCGCUCGACGCAUGUCGCAUCUACGGCAGUCUCGAAGGAAAUAAAGUCCAGGGUGAUUUCCACAUCACGGCGCGUGGCCAUGGGUACAUGGAAAUGGGUCUACAAACUCACCUGGACCACGCAACAUUCAAUUUCUCUCACCACAUCAACGAACUCAGUUUCGGUCCUCACUAUCCCAACUUACUAAACCCGCUCGACAAGACGUCUUCGUCGACCGAAGCCCAUUUCAUGCGCUAUCAAUACUUCCUCUCCAUCGUACCGACCAUCUACACGAAACGAAAAGUCACCACUCGUGACGGUAGUCUGGAUCCCGCGGCGGUACCUCAACCCCCGACACUGGACCUCGCACCUGACAAGACCACCAAAUCGAAAGACGGACACGUCCUCCACGUGCCGAAUCCCAAGUCGCGAGUCGACUCUAAAUCCGUCUUCACCAACCAAUAUGCAGCGACGUCGCAGUCGCGCGAAGUCGCCUCCAAUACCGUUCCGGGCGUGUUUUUCAAAUACGACAUUGAGCCGAUCCUGUUGAUCGUGAGUGAAUCACGUUCCGGGUUUCUGGGCCUAUUGGUCCGAGUCGUCAAUGUCAUCAGUGGCGUUCUUGUCGGUGGAGGAUGGCUGUUCCAAUUGACUGAAUGGGCUACCGAGGUCUGGGGUCGUAGGCUGAGACGCAGGGCGACGGGAAUGUUGGGGGUGUCUAAUGGAGAUUUGAAUGGUGGUCUGGAUCGGAAGAGAUAAAUCCGAGCAGAACGUUGGAAUCUAACAAAGACUAUUUGCCAGUCUUGAUAGUGGCAUGUUCUGCAGCGUUUUUAUGAUUUUCCUACGGAUUCUAGAGUGCAUGUGAUUCCAAUUGGCACGUACUACGACACUCGAUCACAGGAAGAGGAGGCCUGUCUCAUGAAUGGAUUGGUUACAAAAGGCACAGGGAGGGAGGAUGAAAUAGAAAGGCCAUCAGCCUAAAUUAUUGAUUCAAUCGACCAUUGGAAGACCCGGGUUGCUUGAUGAAUCAAAUCUCUUCCAAUCAGAUUGGCUCACUUUUGAUGCUACUAAAC
This is a messenger RNA of Exophiala mesophila, 1840 nucleotides long. RefSeq lists its product as uncharacterized. Gene Ontology annotation, biological process: endoplasmic reticulum to Golgi vesicle-mediated transport; retrograde vesicle-mediated transport, Golgi to endoplasmic reticulum. Bases 222 to 1526 code for a protein of 434 amino acids. NCBI's taxonomy places the organism in Eukaryota, Fungi, Ascomycota, Eurotiomycetes, Chaetothyriales, Herpotrichiellaceae. The record is from RefSeq and is a predicted model, not a curated record. Gene Ontology annotation, cellular component: endoplasmic reticulum membrane; Golgi membrane; endoplasmic reticulum. The transcript is spliced from 2 exons.